UUAUCGCUCCCUCUCUCUCUUCCAAUCACUCCCUCUCUCAGGAUCGUAUCCGGCCUCUCCCACUGCAGUCUCUCUCCACCGGUCUCUGACCUUCAGCAGCCUGGGACCAUGCAAGCCUGCCUGUCCAGGUCCUAUCUAACCCCAGUGAGAGAUGAGGAGGCAGAGUCUCAGAGGAAGGCCAGAUCCCGCCAAGCCAGGCAAACCCGCAGAUCCACACAGGGUGUGACCCUGGCUGAACUGAAGGAAGCUCAGAGGACCAACAGCCUGUCUCCCCUGGACAGAGACAGACAGACAGCAGAUGGACAUAGCAGACUGACUGACAGGUCCUGUCUGCGGGGGAAAUGGGCUGCAGAGGACAGAGGAGAGACCAGGACCAAACUGGCUCAGUCUAUGGAGACAGAGGAUCACAGUCCCACAUGGAGCAGGGAGAUAGAUGAGCUCGGAAAUCAUAGAUCAAGGCUGGGGACCAUGGAUGCAGAAUAUUCCUCUGCCAGUGGGCACUAUACCAGCCUGGCCAACCGCACAUCCUCCAGAGUUGUUGAAUGGAAAGAUGAAAACCAGAACCCAAUUGAGGAUCCCUCCAAACAUGUCCUCUCCACAAGAGAGAAACAAGUUCGAUUCUGUGACCAAGAGUCAGAUGAAGCCUACCAGAAUUUGGAGAGUGUGGAGAUGUCAUCUAUGUACCCCCGCACCAAGGAGCUGUCCAGGACUAGGAAGUCUCUGUCCGACUCACCACCCUCUUCACCCUCUCCUACCGCCAAGAACUUCAGACACGACAGGGCAUCAAGGUUGGACUCUGGUGGUGGGGACAGCAGGGCUGAACCUCUGGGCAGAACCAGCUCCUACACACGCAGGGAAACCAGAUUGGCAGCGCUGAACAAGCAUGAGGACGACACCAGCUCCAGGGAUUACAAGAAGAUGUAUGAAGAUGCUUUGGCAGAGAAUGACAAGCUCAAGUCCCGGCUGGAUGAUAGCAAACAGGAGCUGACCAAGAUACGCACCCAGCUGGACAAAGUCACCCAGAAACAGGACAGAGUAUCUGAAAGAUCCACUGUACUUGAAUCAGAGAAAAGGGAAAAACAGGCUCUGGAGAAGAGGGUAACGGACAUGGAGGAAGAGCUCAAGGUCUUGACAGAGCUUAAAUCAGACAACCAGAGACUGAAGGACGAGAAUGGGGCUCUGAUCCGUGUCAUCAGCAAGCUGUCCAAGUAAGAGGUUGGAAGCCUCUGUCCAAAGUCAUAGUAUACUUCCUUCAAGCUUGCAAUGUGUGUCACUAUCAUUGGCCUUCGGCACCCUCCCACCCUGAGACUGUACCAUGGUGCUCAGUGACACUUACCUGCCAACUGUUCUCAGAGGCAUGGUGAGGAACCGUCAAAUUCCUGAUGACCCCUGGCCUACUAUGACUCCAUGUUCAUUGGCUCACUUCAUACCAGGAGGUCAAAGUGGGGAGGAGAACACACAGUGUUCGCUCAAAGAGGGUGUUGAUCUGGGGUACAGUAAACUCCGAAGCUCCAGGCCAGAAAUCUCUAACCAAUAUCACAUCCACAUAUUUUACCUAUACAUCACAAACAUAUGUUGAUUUUGUGCUUCAGUGUGCACUGCAGAAAAAAACCACAGAAAAAACAAUCAUAGGUAUAACUGUUGACAUUGAUAACAUUACACAUUGUCAGUUGUUAUGAGGUGUUUAUAUCAUUAGUCUUUAUGGUUUAUAGUUCAAUUGAAGUCCAAAUUUCCAUCACAGACCAUUUUCUCUGAGCUGAUCAUGAACCUUUUCCUGCUUUGAUUUUAGUGUGGUGUACUGUACCAUGGUCUCUGGCGAGACAGAUGUCACAUUUGUUGGAUAUUUUUAUAUAAUUUAUGCAUUUUUUUCCCCUCAAAUAUUUAUACUCAACCAUAUUUUUACCAAUAGGACAGGGUACAACACAGGGCCUCUUUAUCACAGGACGUCGGUGGCACCUUAAUUGGGGAGGACGGUCUCGUGGCUGGAAGGGAGUGUAUGUGUUUGAUGUAUUUGAUAACAUUCCUACUGAUUCUGCUCCAGCCAUUACCACGAGACCGUCCUCCCCAAUUAAGGUGCCACCGACGUCCUGUGAUAAAGAGGCCCUGUGUUGUGCCCUGUGCUAUAACGUGAGGCACUAACGUGAGACACUUUGUGUACUAUAUGUGCCUUUCCUGAAAGAACAAUACAGCUAUCUGUCUACACAUGUACUGUAAUUAUAUUUAAAGACAGUAUCUUACAUUGAAACAACUUUACCAUGUAUGAAUUAUAAGAGACCGAAAAAAACUGAAAUGCUACUUGUACAUGUCUGUGGUUUGAUCACUUGCUCAAUAAACUGUAGAUGGUUAAAUAUG
Messenger RNA from Oncorhynchus nerka (sockeye salmon), 2352 nucleotides. Its product is annotated as protein phosphatase 1 regulatory subunit 12B-like. The record is from RefSeq and is a predicted model, not a curated record. Gene Ontology annotation, molecular function: protein kinase binding; phosphatase regulator activity; enzyme inhibitor activity. Gene Ontology annotation, cellular component: Z disc; A band; cytoplasm. The transcript has 12 exons. Lineage: Eukaryota; Metazoa; Chordata; Actinopteri; Salmoniformes; Salmonidae. Bases 109 to 1212 code for a protein of 367 amino acids.